Molecule: messenger RNA, 264 nt
Organism: Microdochium trichocladiopsis
Lineage: Eukaryota; Fungi; Ascomycota; Sordariomycetes; Xylariales; Microdochiaceae
Exons: 2
Source: RefSeq, a predicted model, not a curated record
AUUGAUUUCAGCUUUGGGCCGCUCCAUGUGAAAGGCUACGUGAACCCCCAGACCUUAGGUCUCACCGUCACGGUCGAUAUUCUAGGCAUCAAUCUUGGGACUCUACGUGGGAAUUUAAAGAACAGUGGGCCGACGAUUAAGGUCAGCCUAUUUGUGGUAAAGGGCGAAGUAAAACUUUACUUGAAGAACACGAAUGAAGUUUGGAUCCGUCUACAUCUAGAGGUGACAUUCGAUGGGACAUUCGACGAGGAUGUUAAGCUUCUU